Messenger RNA from Schizophyllum commune H4-8, 1339 nucleotides. RefSeq lists its product as uncharacterized. The transcript has a single exon. The record is from RefSeq and is a predicted model, not a curated record. Bases 135 to 956 code for a protein of 273 amino acids. NCBI's taxonomy places the organism in Eukaryota, Fungi, Basidiomycota, Agaricomycetes, Agaricales, Schizophyllaceae.
CCCGGACCAGAAAACAGAUAGUUGCGUUUCCGCUCCUUGCGCUCUUCCGGGUCUGUCGAUAAAAGCCAUGGGCACAGGCGGAACUGUAUACUAUUUGCACCACUCCUUCUCGUUCCAUUUCGCUGGAAAACACUAUGCACGCACGCUCGUUCACCAGCUACCUCAUCUUCGUCGCGCCUGCAAUCCUUCAAACCUUCGCCGCACCCCUCCCCGCCCCGCUCAGCGUCGACGGCAUCAUCCCUUCGGACCUCCUCGAUCCGGCCGACAGCGUCCUCGGUCCAAUCGAAAACGUCGCAAACCCGAUCGCGUCGCCGAUCCUAGGUGGCCCAAUCGACAGUGCCCUUGGGCCAGUGGAAAGCGCGCUCGCGCCCGUGUCGGGCCUGCUUGGGCCUCUCGCGCCGGUCACCAGCUUGCUGGGUCCCGUGCAAAGCGCCCUCGGUGGCCCCGUCGAGAGUGCGCUCGGUGGGCCCGUCGAGAGUGCGCUCGCGCCGAUCCAAAGCGCACUUGCACCCAUCGAGAGUGCGCUCGAUCCCAUCGAAAGCGCCCUCGAGCCCGUGCAUAGCGCCCUCGAGCCCGUGCAUAGCGCUCUCGCACCCAUCGAAAGCGCCCUCGCGCCCGUACAAAGCGCCCUCGCGUCAGUCGUGAGCGCCGCAGGAGGGGCCCUCCCGACCGCCGCGCUCGCGUCGUUCGCGAAUCCGGAUGGUCUUCUUCUUCCAGGCAUACUGCCGUCGGGUAUGCUGCCGUCGGGUGUGCUGCCUUCGGGUAUCUUACCCUCGGGUGUGGUGCCAUCGGGCAUCCUACCCUCGGGCCUCAUCCCGCGCGACGAUGCAGUCCUUCCGCGCGACGAUGCCGUCCUCACUCGCGUAGACAUCGCACCGACCUUCACCAUCUUCGUCACAGAGACCGCGACGGCGACAGAGACCUCGGGGUGCGUCUCUGGUCAAAUAUCUUUUUGAGGAGAUAGUAUGCUCACCUUCGCCAGUAGCGCCAGUGUCAGCGCAAGCGCGAGUGCACUUAGAGUAACGGGCGCGAGUGCACCGGGCGUAACGAGCACGAGUGCACCGGGAGUCACAAGCGCGAGUGCACUGGGAGUCACAAGCGCGAGUGCACCGGGAGUCACAAGCGCUACCGAAUCAGCGACCGGCUCAAGUUCGACGAUCAGUCGCAUGCCCUUUGAGCCGCCGAGUGGCUGGUGAGAAGUCCAAAGGGUGUGAGCAGGGAAGCAAGAGAGGGAAGCAGGAGCAGCGGGAGAGCACCUGAGUAGGGGGUUGGUCGAGGACGCCUGAAGGGCUGGCCGAGGACGCCUGAAGGAUAGGCCGAGGACGCCUGAAGGGUUGGC